GUCCAGGGAGGACAGGUCGUCCAGGAUGGUCCUGACAGUAACCGAGGACACACCGGCGGACAUGCUAACCGGAAGUAUGGAGCUUCUGGUCCAGCUACCACGAGACCAUCACCUGCACACGCAGAGGGUCACUGUCCAGCGCAGCACGCCGAUGAUGGAUCUCCUCGUGCAGAUCGCUACCGCUCACAAAUUGGCAGCUUCGAGCUACACUCUUCAGGCGGUCGGCGAACGCGGCCUGGUUCUACCUCAUCAGCCCAACACUCCGAUAGGUGCUCUCGACGCACUCCAGGUGAAACUUCUACCGAAACAGGGGACCUUCGUGCCUCGCAAGGCGAGGCAGGCAAAUCAACCGUUCGAAACGACCUUCAGGUUACAGGUGCAUCUGCCGAGAAACCAGCUCUACGUGUCGCGAGUCUCGCCGAAGACGAACCUGGGCGAGAUCCUGGACGAGGUGUGCCGCGAGAAGAACCUGGACCGGAACAAGUACGAGCUCCGUCAUCCAGCCAACCUAGAGGAGACAUUGGACCUCUCCUUGUCGCUCCAGGACUACCACCUGCAGGAGGUGACUUUGUACGCGAAACAGGGCAAGACCCUGGGGUCAGCCCUGAGCUCGCAGGACAUCAUGGCACUGCAGAGGCAGGAGGAAAGAAGGAGGCAACAAGCCAAGCAGGGGGUCUUCGGGUUCAUGUUCAAGAAAUCGAAGGAGAGCUCCUUGAGCACCGACAGCCUCGGAGGACGAAGUGCAUCCCCCGCCAGGAGCGACGAAACAGGUCGAAGUGCGAGUCCUUUGGCCCCUCCUGCAAGGCCCGUCCGAAAAAGGAGACCAGCUCCGAAACCUCCUGUGAUGGAGGCCGAAGAGAACUCCGGGGAUCCCUCCAAGGAGAAGAUCGUCAUAAGCCAUAGCAGAAACAGCAGCGACAGCUCGGGAUAUCACGAGGCUUCCGUUCUGAGUGAUAAUCCCGAUUCGGCGGCUCGCAUGCCGGAAACGCUUCCCAGGAGGAGCAGACCCCCAGGUCAAGUGGAAACCUCCAGGAAACUCGCCCAGACUUCCCAGGCCAGCAAGAGUCUUGGAAAUCUGGCUGCUGCUUCCAGCGGCAUGCAGCAUGGAAUCAGCAACACUUCGCUCAGCUCCACUGGUCUCCGAAAGAAAAGGGCGGCUCCUCCACCACCGAUAGCGAGGCCUUUGUCCUCGGCGAUCUCCACGCAGGCGUUGGAACGUAUCGUCGACUCGGAGGAGUCGUUAACAUCCGACAUGGAUUUGUCAAAACCACCGUCAGACAUCGGAGCUCCCUCCAAGGCGAACUCCGACAUCGACGUCCACUCCGGGAAAGCGAUUUCCGACAUCGUCGUCAACUCCUUGGAGUCGAAGCGCAAAUCAGAGCCCAAGUCCAAGAGUCGAUCCGACCUGGACGUGGGACCAAAUUCCUCCCCCAAGAUCGCCAGAAAGCCUGAGACCGACACGAGGGACCAGGAACCAGAAGUGACCUCGAAAACCCUGGAGCAUACCGUCUCGGAGACGGAGAUACCUUCCAGGGAAUGUAUUCAGGAUCCUCCUCAUGUAGAACCCGCUAGAGUAGCGAAGAGAGUUGGAGUACCCGUACCCAAACCUCGUAAGUUGAGUAAUCCGGAGAGCAUCGUCGCCGUUCUUCCCAAAGCACCCAAACGCAAAGCACCCUUGCCAUCGCCAUUGCCUAGGACUUCCCUCGAGCGAGCUCCCAUCGUAGCUGUAAAUGGUGCCCACGAAAAUGGUCCUCAGCAAGUAGAAACCGCUAGUCCCUCAUCCGAUACCUCGACUUCCGAAGACGGUCCCACCGGAGUCCGAAAUUAUGCAAAUGUCGAGGAACAUCCAAGUUUCGUUCACGAGAAUCUCGGCACUGGGAAGGAAAACGUUAGCGACGCUGAAGAGAAUGACGAAGAGUCAAGGAAAAUGCUUCCAAGCCGCAACGAAGACCCUAUAGAACAGUCUGGGGUAGAUCUUACAAGCGUUCCGUCACCUGAGAAUCUCUCAACUUUUGAGGAAGGGAAACUUGAAGACAACGUCGACGUGUCGGAAACGGAGAAGGAAUCGAAUGAUAAAUCUCAGAUGUCCUCGGAGACGUCGGAAAGGAUAUUUAGAAAAGGAUGCGGAACUUUCGGGGAUAGAAUUCAAUUUAAAAUCGGUAUACACGAUCCCAGCAACGAUGAAAUGAUGGGAAAGUACCUUGUGGAUGAUGGCAUGCCCAGAAGCCUCGAUAACGCGAGCUUAUCGUUCGAUAACGAGUCGAUUGGGCUAAGAGUGUCGAAGGAUGCGUCCCUGAAGCUGACAAAAAGCACAGGUGAUAUAUACAAGUCUUGCGCUAGCGAGGAUGAGAUGCUGAAGAGCAUCGGGAAUCCACCGAAGAGGAGAUCUUGCGCUGUCAUUUCCACGAUUCCUAAGUGCGAUCAUUUAGUGCCCAGAAAAGAAAAAUUGGAAAUUAGCAAGGCUAUAGGUAUCGCUGCCACUACAACCUUCAAGAAGAGUAACACUGUUCAUCCAAGCACUGAAGAAGAUGCGAAUCAAAGCUCAGACUGUAAUAAGACUUCGCUGACGGAAAAAGAGAUCGAGUUAGGUUCAGAGAAUCUGUUGAUACCCCAAAAGGCGGAAAAGAGCCCAAAACGGACCAACAUUUUCAGAAGCCAAUCCGAAUUGAACAACUUCGAGCUCUCCUCGUCCGAGCGUCAUGGAAGACACUUGACUUCACAUGCUGAAGACUUUGUGUGCGCCUUCAACACCAAUUUAUCCUCGAAUAUUCCGACGAGAAGGGAUGUUCCUGCUCCUGCUAGACUUGAAAGUCCGUCCAAGGUGGCAGACAAAUCGAACUUGAGGAAGGACUCCGAUGCAACGAAUUUGGGAGAAAUUUCCCAGGGAAAUACGAACGAUUCAGAAGUUCAAUCGAAUUCAUCGAUACCCAUCGAUCGAGUCGAAAUAACCAGAAAAGGAAUGGUUCACUCGGAAGAAGAUGUCAAGAGUGAUCAAUCCGCGAUAGGGAUUUCAGAUGGCCCCGAGCAGAAUCUAACGGAAACAGAUAUUCUGCUGCGGAAAGUAUCGGACACGUUGUCAAAUUCUCUGCCAUCGCCACCAUCAACACCGACACACCCACCAGAUCUAGAAUGUCCCCAAAAGCAGCUAAAAACAACCCCCGUUGCAACCGAAAGUUUAUUAAACAAAGCAGCAGAGGCUCUGCACGAAGUCCAAUCCACCGAGGCCGUAAAUUCUGUCAGUACGGUACAUUCAGCGAAAAAAGAGCCAACAUCUUCGGAUAUUUCCGUUUUGAGAGCCAGCACACCAAAUGCAACGAUGGUACACCAGCAGGACACCUCCGAUUACGUAUCAGCAACGGGUGAAGAUUUGUCGAUAACUGAUUGGGAGUACCAAUUACCAGCACCUCCUUCAGCAUUUCGAGAUUCAGAUUCAUCGACCCUUGAGGGCUACGAAACGAUCACUCUGAGAUCAGUGGAAGCUUUCAAGGAUACUCCAGGAUCUGCAAAGGCGGACCAACCACUCAUCAGUGGGACGAUCCCGCAUGAGGAUCCAAAGUCCAAGGAUAAAAAGAUGAAAUUAUGCUCAAAUCCUUUGAAAACCAAUCCUAAACAAUCAAGGGCACCAGAAAACGAGGGAGAACACGUUGAGAAAAUGCCCACACCGGUAGAGAAACGCUCGCAGGUAAACCACAUCCCUAAAGAGAUUUACAGAAGUACCGCAGAUCUCUCCCUUCAGAAGGAAGUGAUCUCCGAGCUGGAGAGCAAGAUCGAAACCGGAUGCUUGAACCAUCACUCUAAUUCCAAGUCGAGCGAAUUGGAGGCAAAGAAGACGCCAAAUGGUCGGUCUGCUCCCAAGAUCGCGCCCGUCGACAAUACCUUGUCGAACUUCACCAUCACCACGUAUUCUAGGCAGAGGAGUUUGGACAUCUAUGACGAAGGUGAACAGCAAGGUGUUUCGCUGGUAAAACAUGUCGAAGAGAGGCCAACGAAGAGUCCUGCGGGGGUGGAGAAGGAGAAGGUCUCGUCCGAGAGGUCUGAUGACACUAUGCGACCUCAGAAUGGGACAGCCAUUGUUGGUGUCGUUCCUGGUGGCGGCCCUCUCGUCCGUAAGCCGUUUUUCUCCAGCUCGCAGAACGUGGAUCACAUCUCUUCCAGUGAUCUGGACUUGAAAAAGCCGGAACCAAAGAGCUCCCUCAAGCCGCAAGAUCCUCUGUUGAGGCAUCAGUCAUUUAACGGUGACGUUGAGAGGUCUAAUAACGUCCACAGGUCCAAGAGUUAUAUCGCGUUGUCUAAUAACAUCAAGUACAGGGGAAACGACGAAAGAGAUGCGGUCUUUAUUGAAGGGUCUAAAUCAAGGGAUGAUGAAGAGGGUAUGAAGAAAUCCGUCAGCGUGACCAAUUUAAGUCGGGAGGCUCCCAGGAGUAACGAGAAGUUCUCCCAGUGGAGGGAUAACAUUCUGAAACGCCAGGAAGAACCCACGAAAGAGAAACAGCUCCAAUCCUUACAGGUUCUGAAGAGCAUUUUGCCGCAGUUGAAGAAUACUCAACAGGCGGACGAAAGUGUGUUCCGGGAAUCCAAUGAAGCGCCCGUCGUCGAGGACAAAAGACAAAAAAGUCUGUCCAGCGAACGUUCGGUGGAACCGAACGUGUCUUCGGGCGUGGAGACCCGGUCGCCAUCGGAGCCCCAAAGGUCGAGAAACGAGGAGCAGACAAAACGUUACUCCUACACGGGUCCUCCAACCAUAAGUCUAGGUAGCUGGUCCGAGAGACCCUGUGUGAAUGUCCAGAUAAAAAUGGACACCGACUACAAGUUCGGGAGGAACAAUGCCUCGGGACCGAAGACAAUCGUGAGCUUGAACGGGACCAGGGACGAGAGGGAUCCAUCACCCAGCAAGCCCAGCUCCCCUAAAACGUUGCCAAAGAGAACCGUGACGAACGGUCACCUGGACAGUGAUACCGGUCCCGGGGACCAGUCGGAAACGAGGUACCAGGACGAGUUGGCAAGAAAGUCGACGGCCCACGCCACGGUUGCAGGUUUCAAAAGGCCAGUGCUGAAGAAGGUCGGCGUUCCGGAACCCAGGUCGAAGAUCGAAGAUAAAUCCUUAGCCGGACCGGAGCCCAAGGGGUCGCCCGAGGAUAAUCGCGAGAUCUUGAGGACGGAGGAGAACGGCGAGGUCGACGAAAAGCCCCUGAACUUCAGGGAACUGACUCGAGCCUUCGGUCAGGAUGUCUGUCCGAGGACGAAGCCGAAGACGGUCUUGCAGAACCGACAUUCGGAUUAUUACGGCACCAAGCCGGAGAUCGUUCCGAAUUUCACCAAGGUCAAUCAAAAUGGGUUCUCCAGCGCAAUUCCCAAACGAGUCGAGCGGGUCAAUGGGGUCACCAUGAACGGAAUCUCGAGCAAUGAGUCUGGAGCGGUACCGGUUAAGAAGUAUACCACCGUUGUUGGUAUCCACUCGCAGGGUCCGAAUUAUUCCUCGCAAAGUGGGAACUUCACCCUGAAGAGCGGCCUCACCACGACGAAGGUCAAUGGACCCAUGCCGGUCGUUAAAGGGUUCAAAGUACCGAUGGCUCGCGUCGAGUCAAAGAUCAUCAACGUCAAGCAAAACGGUUUCGUUGCUGGGGAAAGACCCGAGGCGGUUCCGCAACCUCCGAAGCCUCCAACUAUGCCUGUUAUCACAGGUGUGACCUUGAAGAACGCCAGUGCUAGGCCCAAAUCUAUGCCCGCUAAUCUGGAUCCCAGAGACCAGCUCCUGGAGUCCAUUAGGAACUUCGGCGGGCGCGAUAGGUUGAGAAGUACUGCCGAGAGAUACUGAACCCGAAGAAGAAGCGCCGAGCGAACUUCGCAGUGCGGGAGUUCGGUCGCACGAAAUAGACUGAUCGUACACUGGGAGACAUCAAUGCCCUCCCAUCCUGCACAGGCGAUGCCGUGACUGCAGGGGAGGCAUUCAUGUCCGCCAUUGUACAUAGAGUUUAAGCAGCGCGCGAAGGUUUCGCCGGUUUAACUUGGGACCCCCUCGUAGGCGUGAAACGUUAUAUUUUUUUUUUUCUGGAGGUGCCAUUCGGGCUGGGUCCUGGAAUGAGCGCGUCCAACAACCUUCCUCGCGCCGUCCCUUUGUUUCUUAUAUUUAACAAACGCUCGAGAAAUCAAAAUGCACGAUAAGCGAGAGCGCGAGACACUCCACUAGGCGAUGGGAGAAAAGGGAGUCGUGUAAUCGAACUUUUCUAUCAUAGAUUAUUGUCGGAAUCGAGGAAUCAAGGCGACUCUUGGGUGCUGCGUUGAUCCGUACAAUUGUUAAGCAAAAAGGGAAGGAAUUAAGUGAAUAAACCACGAGCGAACAGUGGAAUAAUCGCGGACAGAGAGCCGCGGAAAAUCGGGUAGUCAUUAGCGAAUAAAAUAGAUGAAGAUGCUUUUGGUUCUUUUCCGAGCGAAGUCGCUGCGAUCGUUUCAGUCAUCGAGGGAUAUUUUAAUCAUUUAUCUGACAGCUCUCCGCUGGUAUUUCGGGACUUCUGGUAAAGCGAUUAUUCCACGCGGAUUGUACCUAACGCUUUAUGUAUGUACAACUAGACUGGCAAUCGUGGUAAAUUGCCAAAAAAGAGUUCUGUUAUAUCCCAUGUAAAUAGCGUCGAAUUAAAUGUUAAUGAUUCCGGGCGACUGGGAUAGGUGAAUCGUAUCCUUCUUAGAAAGGACACCACGGUCGCCUGGAAGAGGUCCUUCGGGAAACUGUAAAAAGCGAGGAAUCCUUAUAUCGUUUAUCAUUUGCUCAUUCUUUCGAGGAACUCGAAGGAUCGCGGAAGUCGCGCGUUAAGCAGACCUGCAUGUCUCUUCGAAACAGUUUUAUCUAAAAUUUUAUAUAAAAAGUAUUUUAUGUAAAAAGAUGUUUAUCGUUCCUUUCCAGUCGUUAAUCAACAGGCAUACGCCUGCAGCAGAUAUUGCGAUUAUGAAGUUAUCAAGGCCUCAAAGAUGUGAAUUAAGCAUCAGACAUUUUGAAAUUAUUAUACAGAAAUAUUUGAACCAGAUAUUUUUUCAAAGAAAUAUUUUAGUAACACUUUGAA
Orussus abietinus is the source of this 7055-nucleotide messenger RNA. RefSeq names its product protein cordon-bleu. Gene Ontology annotation, biological process: signal transduction. Lineage: Eukaryota; Metazoa; Arthropoda; Insecta; Hymenoptera; Orussidae. Gene Ontology annotation, molecular function: actin monomer binding. The record is from RefSeq and is a predicted model, not a curated record.